Rhinocladiella mackenziei CBS 650.93 is the source of this 1725-nucleotide messenger RNA. RefSeq lists its product as uncharacterized. The transcript has 3 exons. NCBI's taxonomy places the organism in Eukaryota, Fungi, Ascomycota, Eurotiomycetes, Chaetothyriales, Herpotrichiellaceae. The record is from RefSeq and is a predicted model, not a curated record. Bases 1 to 1725 code for a protein of 574 amino acids.
AUGACGACCUUCAUCGCAUAUCAACCGCAAAAAAAUGCGCCGUCCUUUAGAGGCCGCACCUUCAGCAAAUCCUCCGCGGUCGGCCUCCCUUGUUCGGCGUCGAGCGGACAGAGCACAAGAUCUCCUCAACAAGCGACAUCUGUGAACAAUGCGGAUUUCGUCGAUUUUGUGGACUUGACCGCCCCUCGCCUGGACGCCGCGCGAGAGUAUCUGGUGGCGCGAGAUAUUUUGGAGCCAAUGAAUCACGAUUCCGAGGAGAGUAGUAUCCACGCUUACAGAGCUCGCAGCAGCGGCGCGACCGACAACGAGAAAUCUGAUCACGGCGAGAAAGGCGACAGAGAAGACGACGGCAUUGAUUGCGAAAGCGAAACUAGUGACCUCCCGUCUCCCCGGGACCUCUGCGCGUGGAAGGGCAAACAGUUUGGAAGAAGGAACGUCCUCAACCUUAAGGCUUCCGCAUCGCCCGCCUCCGUCAUCAGGACCAGCGAGGAGCGUGGUAGCGAGGACGUCAGCGAGGAUAGUGUUAAUCCCGACAACCCCCCUGACAAUCCUCUUGCUACGACCGUCGGGGGUGCCUGCGGCACUCGGCUUGGAACCAGCCAAGACAACCCAAUUGUGCUGGACGAUGACCAGCAAAUUGAUACCCACGAUGCCCUCGCCUCUAACGACGAAAAGCCCGCCUUCGAAGUGGCGAGCCCGACAACCUCCAGCGACCCCUCCCUGAAGUUGUAUGGAGGAGGUGCCGAGCGAGGCAUGGACGAUGGAAAGAGCAUUCCAGACGGCACGGCGCAGGGCGACAAGGACGACCGUGCAAGUGACGAGGAAGAAGGAGGAGGCACAAAACCACACGAGGAUGACGCUCUUCACACCCAUACUCUCGCCGCCAACGGCAAUGGUGGUAUCGAGUGCUGCGGCAGUGGCACAGGUUCAGAUACACCGGCGUCUGUUGGCCGUAUCCACGACGUCUUUGCUGAGUACGAGGAGACCUUCGGCUUGCCUAAGUCAAAGCAAAAAGUGGCACGGUCAACUGUGCAUGAUUGCCCAGAGAGUGGGACCAUAGCAGGCUCUCUUUCACGCCCAGUCAGUCACGGAGAGCCACGAGUGUCUGCAGAUGACGAUGUCGCGAAAAUUGAGCAGGCUGCGGAGGCAGCAGGUGGUGAUGCUGCGCGCCUUUCGAAGAGAGAGAUUGAGAAUGGAUCCACAUCGCGGUCCAGACAGGAAAGCAAUGAGCAAGAGACGGAGAUUGUCCAGGUUCGGUCUCAGUGUGUUGCCACUUUAGCCGGCGGCUGCCACUCGCAAAGUGCCUUUCAACGAGGUCCGCCGACGCCGACUUCCAUGACUACAAAGGAGGCGAUCCGAUCUAACGCUAGCGCUGUCACUCAGGGAGGACGAAUUCGAAAACGAUCUUGGUCACCUACCCCACCCACAGUUCUUCCCGACGACGGUGUUCCUCAGAAACGCCCUCGCCGCGCAACGAAGGAGACGUGGAAGGCGCGAGAAGCAAGGGAGGCAAGAGAGGCCCAGCGGUCUCAGACAUCAUUGGGCCCAUACCGGAAGGAACAGGCUCUCUUCGUGGGCCUUGAUUCCGCUAGGGGUGAAGUGGACCACAGGGUGGCAGACAUCGAGGAUGUGUAUCUCGGGGAGGAUGGUUCCAUCCAGUGCAUUGUCAAAUGGAAGUCAUCGUUGAUCUCGCUCGAGAACGUGGUUGGCAGAGAGCUACAGUGA